This is a messenger RNA of Cordyceps fumosorosea ARSEF 2679, 765 nucleotides long. RefSeq lists its product as hypothetical. Lineage: Eukaryota; Fungi; Ascomycota; Sordariomycetes; Hypocreales; Cordycipitaceae. The record is from RefSeq and is a predicted model, not a curated record. The transcript has a single exon. The coding region runs from base 1 to 765 and encodes 254 amino acids.
AUGUCCCAACCGACCGCCGUCCUCAUCGUCACCGGCGCCUGGCACGUGCCGGCUCACUACCAGAAGCUCCGAGACGCACUCGAGUCGCGCGGCGUCCGCACCAUCUGUGAGACGCUCCCGACCAACAACAACGCCGUCCCCCCGACCGCCACGCUUCACGACGACAUCACCUUCCUCCGGACCCUCGUCGCCAAGGAGGCCGCCGCCGGCACGCGUUUGACCGUCCUCGCGCACUCUUGGGGCGGCGUCGUCUCCAGCGGCGCCCUCGCCGACCUCGCCGUGUCCUCCCCCGGCGGGGGCGGCGGCGGGGGCGUGGCGGACCUGGUCUUCAUGUGCGCCUUCGUGCCGCGGGAGGGCGAGUCGCUGACGGGCAUGCUGGGCGGCACCAACCCGCCGUACCUGGUGGACGACGCGGGUGUGCUGAGGUGGCGCAACCCGAUCGAGCACCUGUACAACGACCUGGAGCCGGCGGAGGCGGCGCGGGCCGAGUCGCUGCGGGUGGCGGCGCACGGGACGGCCGCGCAGGCCACGCCGAUCGACGCGGGGAGGAAGGCGGCGUGGCGCGCGAUACCGACGACGUACAUCUUCUGCGAGGAGGACCAGGCGCUGCCGCUGGCCGUGCAGGAGGUCAUGGUGCGCAGGGUAGAGCGCGACGGCGUGGCGGUCAGGCGGUUCAGCCUCAAGGCCUCGCACAGCCCGUUCCUGAGCAUGCCGGACAAGGUGGCCGAUAUUGUGCUGGAGGUGAAGGGCAAGGGGCCUGAGUGA